GGCUUGUUUCUAUGGCAGCUAUUUCCAGCCUUUUAACAUCCCACCUUCCCCCUAUCCCCGUGUGGCAAUAAGAGGAAAAGAAGAGUGUUGUGACACCCACCACGAUGGCUUCGUUUCCUGUCUUGAAGCAAGAGACGUUGUUCCAGAACGGUACCUGGAGCUAUCGAAUUCCAGCCCUGCUCUAUCUGCCGCGUUUCAGCAUCAUCCUGGCAUUUGCUGAGGAACGAGAGGAUGUGGUGGAUGAACAUGCCAAGCUAAUAGCGAUGCGCAGAGGCCUGUAUGACCCAACCACGCACCAUGUUCAGUGGAAUAGCAUGGAGACCAUUGUCAGUGCGCAGCUGAAAGACCACCGAUCUAUGAACCCCUGUCCUGUUUAUGAUGAGGUCUCAGGGAAACUGUUCCUGUUCUUCAUAGCCGUCCCAGGAAAGAUCUCUGAGCAGCAUCAGCUCAGGACAAAGAUCAACCUGGUACGUCUCUGCUAUGUCACUAGCAUGGACCAAGGACGCACCUGGAGCACUGCCCAGGAUGUCACCAAUGGUACCAUUAGCACUGAGUACAAGAACUGGGCCACUUUUGCAGUGGGGCCGGGUCAUGGAUUACAAUUGCUCAACGAGGCCCGGAGCCUUGUGAUUCCUGCCUAUGCCUAUCGUAUCUUGGACCCUAAGCAACACCCCACCCCUCAUGCCUUCUGCUUCAUCAGCUCUGACCACGGGACAACGUGGGAGAUGGGUAACUUCGUGGGGGAGGAGAGCGCAGUGGAGUGCCAGGUAGCGGAGGUGCACACCUGUGGCAGGAAGGUCCUCUACUGCAAUGCAAGGAGCAGCAGGGGAGCCAGAAUCCAGGCUGUCAGCUACAACCACGGGGUGGAUUUUGAGGGAGGCCAGCGGGUUGAAAUGCUAGUAGAACCUCCCUCUGGAUGUCACGGAAGUGUUACUGCCUUCCCACCUCCCCCUGAUGCCAGAUGCCAAGAUAGCUGGUUGCUCUAUGCUCAUCCUACAGACCCAAAGGGUCGAAGAGAUUUAGGAAUUUACCUCAACAAAAGCCCUUUAAAUCCAGCACGCUGGACAAAACCAAGCAUCCUCUUCAAGGGCCUGUGUGCUUAUUCGGAUCUGCAGUACAUGGGGAUUGGGCCAGAUGGCUCACCCUUGUUCUCCUGCCUCUUUGAAUAUGGGACCCACCAACAAUGUGAAGAGAUAAUCUUUGUAAUGUUCACUUUGAAGCAAGCCUUUCCAUCAGAGCACUGAGUCUUGAGCCUUUCCAUCAGUGUCCCUCUGAAAACCACCUUUGCUGAUACUUCUUUUCACUGUCACUUCUCAUCUUUCAGCAAAAGGUUUUUUGUAUUCCUCCUGCACCCUUAGUUUGGCAUUGGCUUGUGGCGUCUAUAGAUUACGAAGUCUAUUAAACAUACU
Messenger RNA from Gymnogyps californianus (California condor), 1409 nucleotides. RefSeq names its product neuraminidase 2 (gene NEU2). Gene Ontology annotation, biological process: oligosaccharide catabolic process; ganglioside catabolic process. Gene Ontology annotation, molecular function: exo-alpha-sialidase activity. Gene Ontology annotation, cellular component: membrane; lysosome; cytoplasm. Lineage: Eukaryota; Metazoa; Chordata; Aves; Accipitriformes; Cathartidae. The transcript is spliced from 3 exons. The coding region runs from base 105 to 1244 and encodes 379 amino acids. The record is from RefSeq and is a predicted model, not a curated record.